AUGGCAAAGAAUACUUCUACCCGUGCUGCUGUCGCCAAGAGGCAAGCUUCCGUACCAGUGUCGAGCAGGAAGGCUGGUAAGGCUCCGGCCACAACCAAAAGCUCGUUGGCCAAGCCCUCGGAGCCUGAUGUCAUGGAAGGCAUCGAAGAUAGUAGCUCCGGCCUGUCAGAUGCCCCAAGCUCUCCUGAAGUUGUCUCCUCCAAGCGCAGGCGCAUUGGAGGUGCUGAGGCCAAGAAGCCUGUUGCCAAGUCUACCGGAAAAGCAGUUUCUCGUGAUGAUCAGGUCGACGAUGACACUGCCGAAGCUUCCACCGGAUCCAAACGCAAGAGGGGCGCUGGCGCCUCCUCAGCUGACAACGUACCGUCCAAGGCAACCCAGGCCGCAAAGACGUCGAAAUCCGCAUCUACAGCGCAGAAAGACGCAGUUCCCUCCCCUCCCAAUCCCGCCCCCCUUGUCCCUGUCUCCCGCGCCGAGAAGAUCCGCAAUUCAAGGCUUCUCUUCGACCAGGCUUUUGACAUGGAACCACUCAUUGCCGCCGCCAGAAAUUCUCAGGACUGUCUCAGUGCUGACACCAAACGUGAGUCUCGCCCGUUCAAGCUGGGCCGAUACGACGGCACCGUCGACCAAAUGACCAGGUUGGCAUUCAACCUCAAGUCCACCGAUGGCGACAUCAAGACCCUCUCCCACCCACCCCCCAUGGACUGGACCAACAAGCAAGCAAUCACCACGCUGAACAAGUGGUACGUCCAGAUCUACUCCCGCACAACCGGCGGCCGGCUCCGCCAAAUCGACAUCUUCAACGACGAGGAAAAGCUCCUCAUCAAGCACGAAGUGCAGAAGAACCGCUCCCUCACAAUGAGGGACCUCACCACCUCCAUCACAAAGACCCUCAACGACAAGUUCGAGGGCAAGAAGACCGCCACAACCCCGGAAGGCCGCCCCCGCCGCGGCAUCACCUCCGUCAACGCCUUCCUCAGCAAGUACCGCGCAGAGUACCAGGCCGCCGCCCCAGUCGCCUCCUCGUCCGCCGCGCCCUCCUCCUCCAGCUCCGCCGCCCGCCGCAUCACCGCCUCCCUCCCCCCAGCCCGCGUGCUGCCCAACUUCAAGAAGCACGCUUCCAAGCACGCCUCGCCGCCCUCGACCUCCUCCGCCACGCAGACCGACCCGGCCGCCCUCGCAGCCGACAGCAUCGCCCUGCCCGCGCACCACGCCGCCCUCGCGGCCAAGGACGCCCUCAUCGCCGCCCUCCAGGCGGACAACGGCCGUCUGCAGACGGACCUCGACCUCGCGCGCGCAAAGGUUGCCGAGAAGGCUGCGCGCGUCCGUGAGCUGCGGCGCGAGGUCCUGGUCAAGGAGACGAGCCUGGAGGGCAUGAGGACGUUCCACCGCCGGGAGAUGGCGGCGUUGAAGGGCGAGCUGCCGGCGCCCGGGAACGAUUUCAGAGACGCGGCGCUGAGGGAUGAGGAGGUGGAGGGGUUGGCGGAGAUUGUUCCGGAGGAGUUGGUGGAGGAGGAGGAGUUUGUCCGGGAGGAGGUGGUGGAGGAGUGA
Messenger RNA from Pseudovirgaria hyperparasitica, 1548 nucleotides. RefSeq lists its product as uncharacterized. The record is from RefSeq and is a predicted model, not a curated record. The coding region runs from base 1 to 1548 and encodes 515 amino acids. NCBI's taxonomy places the organism in Eukaryota, Fungi, Ascomycota, Dothideomycetes, Acrospermales, Acrospermaceae. The transcript has 2 exons.